Grammomys surdaster is the source of this 3085-nucleotide messenger RNA. RefSeq names its product ATPase Na+/K+ transporting subunit alpha 3 (gene Atp1a3). Gene Ontology annotation, biological process: proton transmembrane transport; intracellular potassium ion homeostasis; intracellular sodium ion homeostasis. The transcript has 21 exons. Gene Ontology annotation, molecular function: ATP binding; P-type sodium:potassium-exchanging transporter activity; ATP hydrolysis activity. Lineage: Eukaryota; Metazoa; Chordata; Mammalia; Rodentia; Muridae. Gene Ontology annotation, cellular component: membrane. The record is from RefSeq and is a predicted model, not a curated record. Bases 75 to 2945 code for a protein of 956 amino acids.
AUGACAAGAGCUCGCCCAAGAAGAGCAAGGCCAAAGAGCGCCGGGACCUGGAUGACCUCAAGAAGGAAGUGGCUAUGACAGAGCACAAGAUGUCAGUAGAAGAGGUCUGCCGGAAAUACAAUACGGACUGCGUGCAGGGUCUGACACACAGUAAAGCCCAGGAGAUCCUAGCCCGGGAUGGGCCUAACGCCCUCACACCACCGCCCACCACCCCAGAAUGGGUCAAGUUCUGCCGACAGCUAUUUGGUGGCUUCUCCAUCCUGCUGUGGAUCGGGGCAAUCCUUUGCUUCCUGGCCUAUGGCAUCCAGGCAGGGACUGAGGACGACCCUUCCCGUGACAAUCUGUACCUGGGCAUAGUGCUGGCUGCUGUGGUGAUCAUCACAGGCUGCUUCUCCUACUACCAAGAAGCCAAGAGUUCUAAGAUCAUGGAGUCCUUCAAGAACAUGGUUCCCCAGCAAGCCCUUGUGAUCCGGGAAGGUGAGAAGAUGCAGGUGAACGCAGAGGAGGUAGUGGUUGGGGACCUGGUAGAGAUCAAGGGUGGCGACCGGGUGCCAGCUGACCUGCGCAUCAUCUCGGCCCAUGGCUGCAAGGUGGAUAACUCCUCUCUGACUGGCGAAUCUGAGCCCCAGACCCGCUCCCCGGACUGCACACACGACAACCCCCUGGAGACUCGGAACAUCACCUUCUUUUCCACCAACUGCGUGGAAGGCACCGCUCGGGGUGUGGUGGUAGCCACAGGUGAUCGCACCGUCAUGGGCCGCAUUGCCACCCUGGCCUCGGGCCUGGAGGUGGGCAAAACGCCCAUCGCCAUUGAGAUCGAACAUUUCAUCCAGCUCAUCACUGGUGUGGCCGUGUUCCUGGGCGUCUCCUUCUUCAUCCUCUCCCUCAUUCUGGGAUACACCUGGCUUGAGGCUGUCAUCUUCCUCAUUGGCAUCAUUGUGGCUAAUGUCCCAGAGGGGCUGCUGGCUACUGUCACGGUGUGUCUGACACUGACUGCCAAGCGCAUGGCUCGCAAGAACUGCCUGGUGAAGAACCUGGAGGCGGUGGAGACUCUGGGCUCCACAUCCACCAUCUGCUCCGACAAGACCGGCACCCUCACCCAGAACCGCAUGACCGUCGCCCACAUGUGGUUUGACAACCAGAUCCACGAGGCCGACACCACUGAGGAUCAGUCCGGGACCUCUUUCGACAAGAGCUCACACACCUGGGUGGCCCUGUCCCACAUCGCCGGCCUCUGCAACCGUGCCGUCUUCAAGGGCGGGCAGGACAACAUCCCUGUACUCAAGAGGGACGUGGCCGGUGAUGCCUCCGAGUCUGCCCUGCUUAAGUGCAUUGAGCUGUCUUCCGGGUCCGUAAAGCUGAUGCGUGAACGAAACAAGAAAGUGGCCGAGAUUCCCUUCAACUCCACCAACAAAUACCAGCUAUCCAUCCAUGAGACUGAGGACCCCAAUGACAACCGGUACCUGCUAGUGAUGAAGGGCGCCCCUGAACGCAUUCUGGACCGCUGUGCCACCAUCCUCCUGCAGGGCAAGGAGCAGCCUCUGGAUGAGGAGAUGAAGGAAGCCUUCCAGAAUGCCUACCUCGAGCUUGGUGGCCUGGGCGAGCGUGUGCUGGGUUUCUGCCAUUACUACCUGCCCGAGGAACAGUUCCCCAAGGGCUUUGCCUUUGACUGUGAUGACGUAAACUUCACCACAGACAACCUCUGCUUCGUGGGUCUCAUGUCCAUGAUUGACCCUCCCCGGGCAGCCGUCCCUGAUGCUGUGGGCAAAUGCCGCAGCGCAGGCAUCAAGGUCAUCAUGGUCACCGGCGAUCACCCCAUCACUGCCAAGGCCAUUGCCAAAGGCGUGGGCAUCAUCUCCGAGGGCAACGAGACCGUGGAGGACAUCGCUGCCCGGCUCAACAUCCCCGUCAGCCAGGUCAACCCCAGGGAUGCCAAAGCCUGUGUGAUUCACGGCACCGACCUCAAGGACUUCACCUCCGAGCAGAUUGACGAGAUCCUACAGAACCACACUGAGAUUGUCUUUGCCCGAACCUCCCCUCAGCAGAAACUCAUCAUUGUGGAGGGCUGUCAGAGACAGGGAGCAAUUGUGGCUGUGACUGGCGAUGGUGUGAAUGACUCCCCCGCUCUGAAGAAGGCUGAUAUCGGGGUGGCCAUGGGCAUUGCUGGCUCUGAUGUCUCCAAGCAGGCUGCCGACAUGAUCCUGCUGGAUGACAAUUUUGCUUCCAUCGUCACUGGUGUGGAAGAAGGCCGCCUGAUCUUUGACAACCUGAAGAAAUCCAUUGCCUACACUCUGACCAGCAACAUCCCUGAGAUCACACCCUUCCUGCUCUUCAUCAUGGCCAACAUCCCACUGCCCCUUGGCACCAUCACCAUCCUCUGCAUCGACCUGGGUACCGACAUGGUCCCUGCAAUCUCCUUGGCCUAUGAGGCUGCCGAGAGUGACAUCAUGAAGAGACAGCCCAGGAACCCACGCACAGACAAACUGGUCAACGAAAGGCUCAUCAGCAUGGCCUAUGGGCAGAUUGGGAUGAUCCAGGCCCUCGGUGGUUUCUUCUCCUACUUUGUCAUCCUGGCAGAAAAUGGCUUCUUGCCCAGUAACCUGGUGGGCAUCCGGCUCAACUGGGAUGACCGCACUGUCAACGACCUGGAAGACAGUUAUGGGCAGCAGUGGACUUACGAGCAGAGGAAGGUGGUGGAGUUCACGUGCCACACGGCCUUCUUCGUGAGCAUCGUGGUGGUCCAGUGGGCUGAUCUAAUCAUCUGCAAGACCAGGAGGAACUCCGUCUUCCAGCAGGGCAUGAAGAAUAAGAUCUUGAUCUUCGGCUUGUUUGAGGAGACGGCCCUCGCUGCCUUCCUGUCCUACUGCCCAGGCAUGGAUGUGGCCCUUCGCAUGUACCCUCUCAAAUGUCCCGUCCCCUGUCCCCUGUUGCCACGCCUGGGCUGAUGCCACCAAGUUUCCUCGCCAUCCUCACAAAGGGACACUGCAGACUCCAGUCCUAUUCAGGAUCCAGGGCAUCAAAGAUCCUGAGAAACUGGCCAUCUGGUCUACCCUGUCCCCCCCUACACACACACACACACAUGCAC